CGCAAUGUUUUCUAUUGACGUUAAUCUUUAUAAACCAGGAAGAAGUAGCCUACUCUGAUAUUAAUGCUACACGAACGUUGAAACGGUGUGAUUUUAUCUCCAGGACCAGUAAAAGGAAACCAUUGAAAACUAGCCUAUCACAUAUGUCAAGGAGCCGAAAUGGUGACCUGCUGUGGAUUGGUAACUGUCAAGAAUGAACCAGUGCCUCUGAAGAGUAUUGCUGUGGAAGUGAGUGUGCAGGGGCAUGUGGCCACUGUGAGCUCCACUCUGCAGUAUGAGAACCAGGAGCAGAGCCCUCUGGAGGCCAUCUUUAUUUUCCCUCUGCCGGGAGAGGCUGCUGUCUGCAGGUUCAGCGCCAAGAUAGGACAGACUGAGGUGGUGGCUGAGGUUCAGGAGAAACAGAAAGCACAGGAGCAGUAUGAUGAUGCAUUGAGUUCGGGCCAGCAGGCCUUCCUAUUGGAGGAGAGCGAUGAGAGCCCGGACGUGUUCAAGCUGAGUGUGGGCAGUCUGCCUCCAGGGGAGAAGGCCUCUGUCAGCCUGGACUAUGUGACAGAGCUGUCUGUACAGGCUGACGACGGCCUGAGGCUCUGCCUGCCCGCCGUGCUCAACCCCCGUUACCAACCCCAGGGGUCAGACAGUGGUAGUGGUGGCAGUGCCCAGGUGUCCUCGGUGCCCGCUGGUUCUGUCCCCUACAGUCUGUCCCUCAGUGCCCAUGUGUCGUCCCCUCAUCCCAUCUCUAGAGUAGAGUCCAACUGUCCCCUGGACCCACUCAACUACCUCAACACAGAGAAAACCCAAGCCACGGUCAGUCUGGCUGCAGGUCAUCAGUUUGACCGGGAUGUUGAGCUGUUGUUGUAUUACCAAGACACCCACCAGCCUACUGCUAUAGUAGAGGCAGCACAGGCUUCUGCCAAGCCAGGCACUCUGAUGGGUGACCCAGUGGUCAUGCUGAGCUUGUACCCAGAGUUCCCCAAGGAUGUGAUGUCAUCUAUGACCUCACACGGGGAGUUCCUGUUCGUAGUGGAUCGCUCUGGCAGCAUGGAAUGCCCCAUGCACCUUGGGUCUGGGUCACAGGACCGUAUUAGCAGUGCCAGGGAAACUCUGCUGCUCUUGCUGAAAAGCCUGCCCAUGGGCUGCUACUUCAACAUCAUCGGCUUUGGGUCCAGUUAUGAGUCCUUCUUUCCUAAGAGUGUGGAGUACAGCCAGAAGACUAUGGAUGAGGCUCUGCAGAAGGUGAAAGAAAUGAGGGCUGACCUGGGAGGUACAGAGAUCCUCCAGCCUUUAAAACAUAUCUACAGCCAGCCCUGCCUCCCUGACCAGCCCAGACAGCUCUUCUUGUUCACUGACGGUGAGGUGGAGAACACCAAGGAAGUCCUGGAUCUGGUGAAGACGAAUGCCGGUUCUCACAGGUGUUUCUCCUUUGGGAUCGGGGAGGGGGCCAGCACUGCUCUCAUUUCUGGGUUGGCCAAGCAGGCCAGAGGGCACGCACAGUUUAUCACAGGACAGGACAGGAUGCAGCCCAAAGCGAUGCAGUCUCUCCGGUUUGCCCUGCAGCCAGCUGUGGUGGACAUCUCAGUCAAGUGGAAUGUCCCAAAGGAGGUGUCUGUCACCCCUCUGUCUCCACCAAUCAGAGUGCUCUUCCAGGGCCACAGGGCACUUCUGUAUGCCCAGCUCACUGGGGAGAGAUCGGGGGACACAGAGGGCUCGGUGACAGUGAAGUACAGCCUGGCCAAGCAGCCUGUUGAGAACCAGCUGAGCUUCAGUCUUAAGCCUGCAGAGGACACUGGAAUGACCGUCCACAGGCUGGGUGCUCGAACCCUAAUCCAAUCCCUGGAGGUGGAAGAGAGGGAGCAGGAUGGUGGGAAGGAGGGAGUGAAAGAGAAGGUGAUAGAGCUCAGCAUCCAAUCAGGAGUGAGCAGUGCCUUUACUGCCUUCAUCGCUAUCCACAAAAGAGAUGGAGAGGCCCUGCAAGGACAGCUGCUACGCAGACAUGUCCCCACACCAAUGUUGGAUCUAAGGGGAUGUUCACUGACAGAUUGGGAUUUUAGCAGUAGUGUACUUGAGCGCGAUAUGAAACUAUCUGAACUCGAUGAUCGAGCUGAUCAGCUUAUGUGCUCUGCGUCAGAGUUUGUGGUCGGCACAAAGAGUAUGUCUGCUAAAAAGAAGGCCGAAGGUUCGCUCGCCUCUAGGGUGAAGGGAUUCUUCUCUAAACAACUUGGAUUCUUCUCUAAACAAGGUGCUUGUGAAGUAUUAGAAUGUGACGAAGACUGUGAUGAAGAAGACUUUGACUCUCCAGCCCCAACCUCUAAGCCUAUGAGGGACCCUCUCCUCCAGCUGAUCUCCCUUCAGAAGGCCUCUGGUUCCUGGGUCCUAGAGGCAGCAUUGGCUGAGGUGCUGGUGAAGACAGAGGAGGAGGUGUCCAAGCCAAAGCCUGCACAGGUGGACCAGGAGGUGUGGGCCACAGUUUUAGCCCUGAUAUGGCUCUAUGGUUUCAAGAUGGAGGCUCAGGAGGAUUGGCAGUUUCUGGCUAUGAAGGCAGUAUCAUGGAUUCAGGCUCAGAAAGUGGCCAGUGUGUCUGAGUGUGUCCAGGCUGGAAACACCCUUCUGGGUUGCCAAGUGCAGAAAGACACCCUGGGACUCUGACAUGUUCACCCUCCCAGUCCUCAAUCUGUCCCCCAUACGCCUGCUACUCUACCUGGGGUGAGAUUUUCACACAACCCUGCCUGCUCCUAGUCCCCUACUCCAAGCAAACUGGUGGAGCUAGCAACUGUAUCCGCCUAAACAAGCCUAAUUAUCAACCUCUUACCUAUAUCAGCCUAUUGUCAUUUACUGUUGGGACACUUAUGUAUCUCAAUGUAUUGGUUGUUAUUAACAUAUCAACAUUCAUCUACGUGUGACGUAUACAGCUAAACUUGUUUAGACUUUGCUUUGGUUAUCAAUUCCAUAUAGACUACUGGAAACAAUGUGUAUGCAGUACUUGUCAUCACUAACCAAAAUUAUUGCCUUAUGCUUGCUCCAAAUGCUUGGAAAAAAAUGGCUUCCCACUGGGCACAGUUGUCAAUUCAACGUCUAUUCCACCUUGGUUCAAUGUCAUUUUAUUGAAAUAACGUGGAAAAAACAUUCUAUGUAUAUUGUAUGUAUCCAUUAUCCAUGUAUAUGGGGCCAAAUGCAUGCAGGAAGGAGUUGUGGAUAAUAUGCAAAGCUAGAUGAGUGCCUAUCCCAGUGCCUUUACUGUGUGAUCAUGUAACACUGUGUCUCUGUAUUCAUGUAAUUCCUCAUAUAUGACUGCACUUGAUUAAAAUCUAUCACAAUCUACA
Molecule: messenger RNA, 3317 nt
Organism: Oncorhynchus mykiss (rainbow trout)
Lineage: Eukaryota; Metazoa; Chordata; Actinopteri; Salmoniformes; Salmonidae
Source: RefSeq, a predicted model, not a curated record